Molecule: messenger RNA, 435 nt
Organism: Cyclospora cayetanensis
Lineage: Eukaryota; Apicomplexa; Conoidasida; Eucoccidiorida; Eimeriidae
Exons: 3
Coding region: 1-435 (144 amino acids)
Source: RefSeq, a predicted model, not a curated record
AUGUGGACUGCUGCUGCUGCUGCUGCUGCUGCCUCUGUUGCGCAGGCUGUAGGGCAAAGGCCAGUGACGCUUGCUGGCUACAGCAUUGGCGCGCGCGUCAUAUUUUACUGUCUCCAAGCUUUAUGGAGAAAGCGGAAAUUUCACUGCAUACACGACGUGGUGCUCAUGGGCUUGCCUGCCUCGAUGAAUGCGACGCAGUGGAAGCAAGCGCGACAAGUUACCUCAGGACGCCUCAUCAAUGUCUACUGCAGAACAGAUUGGCUGCUUGCCUUCCUGUACAGGUGGAUGGAAUUCAGACUCCAGGUGGCAGGACUUGCUCCAGUUACAUCGAUCCCUGGUGUGGAGAACGUCGACGUAACAGGCAUCGUAAAAAGCCACGCCAACUACCCCGAAAAGGUCCCUCAGAUUAUGUCUUUCAUCUCUAUAGAGUUGUAA